GCAGUGGAAAGCCUCUUCUCCGCCAUCCCAUUUCGUUACCCUUCCACCGCCUCCGCCGGAACUCGGAGUGGUGCCGCUGCUCGCGAUUCCGAUCGGCGAAGAAAUCUAUGGAGGGAGUUGCGAAACGCUCCGGCGUGAAAUCUCCAGCCAUGUCCGUGGAGCAAUUCGUCUCCCUCACGUCCCCUCUGAUCGACUUGGAAAAGGAGGCUGAAAUAGCGGCAUCUAUUGGUUCUUCUUCAUCGAAAGGCUUGGAUGUUGCUCAAAAGAGAGGCUAUGCUCUUCUUAAUCUUAAGUGCACAGAUGCUCAAACAGGUUUGAUGGGAAAAGCACUUCUGGAGUUCCAAUCAAAUAAGGGGGACCUUCUUCCUGCACACAAGUUCUCGAAUCACGAUGUGGUUAUUCUCAAACCAAAUAAGGCUGAUUCUGGUUCUCCUUUACUUGGACAAGGUGUAGUGUAUCGCCUCAAGGACUCUUCGAUCAUUGUUGCUUUCGAUGACAUUCCCGAAGAUGGAUUAAAUGGCUCUCUGCGUCUUGAGAAGGUUGCAAAUGAGGUGACAUAUAGAAGUAUGAAGGAUGCAUUGAUUAAACUCAGCAAGGGCACACAAAAAGGGCCAGCUGCUGACCUGAUUCCUGUAUUAUUUGGGGAAAAACCACCUGUUGUUUCUAAGAAAGUCAGUCAAUUCAGUCCAUUUAACAAGAAUCUUGAUCAUUCACAGAGGGAUGCUGUCUUGAAGUCUCUUUCAUGUAGGGAUGUAUUUUUGCUUCAUGGUCCUCCAGGAACGGGGAAGACAACAACUGUGAUUGAAAUUAUAUUGCAAGGAGUCAAACAGGGAGCUAAGGUUCUUGCAUGUGCUGCUUCCAAUAUAGCUGUUGAUAACAUGGUUGAACGUCUGUUUCCAUUCAGGGUAAAGUUAGUGAGGUUGGGACAUCCUGCACGUUUGUUACCUCAAGUGUUGGACAGUGCACUUGAUGCUCAGGUUUUGCAAGGUGAUAAUAGUGCACUGGCAAAGGAUAUUCGUAAGGAAAUGAAGGUCUUGAGUGGGAAGCUGUUAAAAGCAAAAGAUAGGAACACCAAAAGGGACAUUAAGAAAGAGCUGAGAACACUUGCCAAAGAAGAGAGGAAGAGACAGCAGUUGGCAGUCUCAGAUGUUAUAAAAAAUGCAGAUGUAGUUUUGACAACUUUGACUGGUUCAUUUUCUCGCAAACUGGAGAGUAUUACAUUUGACUUGGUUAUAAUUGAUGAAGCCGCUCAGGCACUUGAAGUAGCGUGUUGGAUACCAUUGCUAAAGGGGCCGAGGUGUGUGCUUGCAGGGGACCAUCUCCAGCUUCCUCCGACAAUCCAGAGUGUGGAAGCUGAAAAGAAGGGUUUAGGUAAAACACUCUUUGAACGUUUAGCAGGCUUGUAUGGAGAUGAAGUCAUGUCCAUGCUCACUGUACAAUACCGAAUGCAUGAGCUUAUUAUGAGUUGGUCAUCCAAAGAAUUCUACAAUAGUAAGGUAGAAGCCCAUUCUAGUGUAGCUGGUCAUCUGCUGUAUGAUCUCGAGGGUGUAAAGAGAUCAUCAGCAGCAUCACCGACCCUUCUUCUCAUAGAUACAACAGGGUGUGACAUGGACGAGAAGAAAGACGAAGAAGAGAGUACUAUGAACGAGGGAGAGGCUGCGGUAACUAUAGCCCAUGCAAAGCAGCUUAUUGAAUCUGGAGUUCAAGCAUCUGAUAUUGGAAUAAUUACUCCAUAUGCUGCACAGGUGACUUAUCUUAAGAUGCUGAGGAGCAAAGAAAACAUAUUAAAGGAUGUAGAAAUUUCAACCGUUGACGGGUUUCAAGGCCGAGAAAAGGAGGCCAUUGUCAUAUCUAUGGUCCGGUCAAAUUCAAAAAAAGAGGUUGGGUUUCUGAGCGACCACAGGCGAAUGAACGUGGCUGUGACUCGCGCUAGAAGGCAAUGUUGUCUGGUAUGUGAUACAGAGACUGUUAGUCACAACACAUUCUUGAAGCGCCUGAUCGAGUACUUUGAAGAACACGGCGAGUAUCUAAGUGCAUCCGAAUACGACAUGAAUUGAAGGUUUCGGUUCGAUGCUCUGUAUUCAGAUUCGACUUCAACUACUUCUUCCACUAUAUUCUUUAAUUGUGGUGGCAAAGCCAAAAGAAAAUCUAUGAUCUCAAGCCACACUCUCUGACCUAGCACUGCUUGAAUUUACAUUCUCUUAGAGACAUUCAUGAAAUUCAUAGUUGUAUUUAUCUUCAUAAGCUUUGUCUUGCAAUUUCAAAAAUUUCUUUUGUCGCCACAUUUUAUCUUUGAAAUUUCAAAAUUGUUUCAAGUA
This is a messenger RNA of Zingiber officinale, 2318 nucleotides long. Its product is annotated as DNA-binding protein SMUBP-2-like. Gene Ontology annotation, molecular function: ATP binding; 5'-3' DNA helicase activity; RNA binding. The transcript has 15 exons. Lineage: Eukaryota; Viridiplantae; Streptophyta; Magnoliopsida; Zingiberales; Zingiberaceae. The record is from RefSeq and is a predicted model, not a curated record. The coding region runs from base 108 to 2057 and encodes 649 amino acids.